AUGAUAGCUAGUUGAGGUCUGUGAUUAGACUUUUUGUUCAGUUGUUAGUCUCAAGGCUUGUGUGUCAUUUGUGCUAAUCAAACUCUCUUGUCUAAUUAUCACAGAUAUCUAGUAUAGCUAUAUCAAAUGGCUACUCAGGAGUUUAAAACCUCAGCAGCCAGGGCUUUCCGUGAGCACUAUGACAAACUGCAUGGUGAAAUCCAUCCAAGAAGCAGAUCUGCCUGUGUUGGGAGCUCAGUUCUUUAGUCAACAGUUAAUCUCCAUGGAAACAAUGGAAAUGGUUGGAAAUGUGUCCACCUCAAGAGCUCUCGGAGUGUCCAAGUUUUGAUGCUAGCUGUGAUGACUCACCUGAACGUGCAUCCGGACAAGUUUGAGAGUGCCUUGGACGUCUUCAGAGAAGAGCUGGUGUAUGCUGAAGUUGUUAGCAUGAUUUCGUUGUCUUUUGGUAACAUUCCUACUGACUCUCAACACUCCUCAACUGUGCUGACGGCUUCACCAAAAACAGCUAUUGGAAAAUACUCGAACUACCUGAAAAAUGUAUACCUUCGAUCGAAGCUUCCUGUCAAAGGAAAAUGGCCUCCUGCUCUCUGUAAGAAGAUCAUUAAGCUAGCUACUAUUGAAAUUGAAGAUGAUCGCUCACAUUUAGCAUUGUGUAAGCUAAAUAGAUCUGAGUCGAUUGAUGAGUACAUGCAAAACAAUAGAAUGGAUCCCAUUUCAAUGGAAGAACUUUUAACUGAAAAAAACGGCUCACUGCCGAAAACCGUAAUCGUUCAAGGAGUCCCAGGAAUAGGAAAGUCGACUUUUGCAUGGAAGUUUUGUAGAAAGUGGGCCAAAGGGAAGAUCUAUCAGCAGUAUGAUCUGGUUGUUUUGUUGCGCAUGCGUGAUACAAGAGUGAGAGAAGCAACCAAACUGAGCAAUCUCUUUUUUUCAGAAAAUGCCGACUUUUCAAAUGAAGUAGCAAAGCAAGCGGUUUGUGAUGGUGGAAAAGGCAUUAUCCUUCUAUUAGAAGGAAUAGAUGAGCUUCCAGCUCCUUGUUUAGCUGAUGGUAUGCCUCUUUCUAACUUGCUUCAAGGUGAAUCCCUUCCCCUAGUUACCAUCAUAGUAACCAGUAGACCAUGGGCUGUGCAGACACUAGAAGAAAAAUGUGGGGAUCAGAUAUCUCGACAGGUGGAAAUCUUGGGCUUCACAAGAGAAGACAUCUUGAGGUACAUUUUGCAUGCUUUCACUGAGGAGGAAAAGACAGAGUUCUUAGACUACCUCCGUUCCCACCCUCAGCUGGAGUCCAUCAUGCACAUCCCACUGAAUGCCGGCUUUGUUGUUCAAAUCUACAAGCAAUUUCAUCGUUCUCAGCAAGCUAUCCCUAGCACCUUGACCCAGCUCUACACAGCUCUUGUUGAGGGUCUCUUACUCCGCUAUAUCAAGUCAGUUUCUGAGUUUGAUACUCUAAAGAUUAUCAGUGUUUCAAGCUUGCCAGAACCAGUACAAACACAUUUCCAUCAGCUUUGCCUACUAGCUUUCAUGAGUUUCACCAAGCUGACUGUUCAAGUCACGUUCACCGAUUCAGAAGCAGCUUUGUACGAGUGUUUUGAUUUUCUGGAUCUCAUGCAGUCCUCAACUGAACUUACCAUAAACACGAGUACCACUGUAUCCCACAGCUUCCUCCAUUUCACAAUCCAGGAGUUCCUAGCAGCUUACCAUCUCUCUAAACAGCCGUCCCAAGUUCAAGAGUUGUUUUUGGAAGUUCACAGCAAAGAUCCACAAUUUUCCAUGCUCAUUAAAUUUCUGGUUAGAUUGAGCAGCAGGGUUUUGCAUUGUCUUACAUUGCCACAGUUAAAAAUUCAAUACAUAUCAACGUUUCAUUUGCACUUGUUGUAUGAAGCACAAUCCCCCAAGGAUGUAUGCAAGUUCUUAGGAAAUAAGACUAUAGAAUAUUCUCCUUCGGGGACAAGUACAUCACUUGACCUACACGCAUUAACGUAUUGUCUUCGCUUCAGUGAUUGUUAUUGGUGUCUGAAUAUUAAUCUUCAAAACUUCACGUCACUCUUUUGCAAUUCCGAUGAGUUUUACAAAGGGCAAAUACAGACCCUAGAAAUUUACAAUGUGUCUGUGAUUAACCUUCAAUUGUUAUUUUCUCUUCCCAAGCGUCUAUUUUCAAACUUGUAUAGACUGAUAAUCAGUUUGGCAAAUGAGCCUGUUUGUUCCGUUGUUCGAGAUAUCUUAAUUGACGGCCAGCUAAAUGAAUUGAAACAAUUUUCUUUCGUCAGUAAGUUUUUACCUUGUGAUUUAGGCUUAAUAAUUGAAAGUAUGUUUGCUUCUCACCCUAAUCUUGUUCACAUAGGAAUAGGAAGGACUUUAUAUCAUUCUGUGACAUGGUUGGAUUAUGCAAAUACAUGAAUUCUCGCUCUGGGUCACCUGAGCUUACACUGGAUCUUAGCCACAACAGUAUUGACAGCGAGUCUCUUCGUUUGCUUAUUAGUACUGUUGCAUUUUCGAAGGUUCUUACCCAUUUGGAGAUUUCUUUUACUAAACUCUCAAUGGAAGCAAUAGAAAUGGUUUCUGUCACUCUUUCUGCUAAUUCAUACUUGAAAACGUUAGGUAUGAUCAAUUGCUCAAUCGGUGGUGAAGGAGCUGAAUUACUAUCCACUGGACUGGAGGAGAAUCGAACUCUCCUCGGAUUGGAUCUUCGCAAUAAUUCCAUCAAUGUGAAUGGAGCUGCUGCCCUGGCUUCAAUGCUUACUGUGAAC
Molecule: messenger RNA, 2744 nt
Organism: Halichondria panicea
Lineage: Eukaryota; Metazoa; Porifera; Demospongiae; Suberitida; Halichondriidae
Product: NACHT, LRR and PYD domains-containing protein 6-like
Exons: 2
Coding region: 328-2394 (688 amino acids)
Cellular component (GO): cytoplasm
Source: RefSeq, a predicted model, not a curated record